UCUUGCUCUUGCAUCUCCAUAAUUCGCAUACCCCCGGCAACCAUUAUAUAUCCCGCCAAGGGUUCUUCCUUUCACCUCCUUCUCCCCUCUCCGACCGACAGCAAAUAUCCCCGUCGAAAGACAGACAGCCAAGAAUAGACAUAUUCGCGAUCCUUCUCGCCGCCAGCUUUCCUGCGAAGUUCUUCAGGACAUGGCAAUCCAAACCCAGGCUCCUCUCGAGCCCCCUAUCGAUACUGAAGGAAAGGGACAGAUCAUGGAUGGACCGAGCUAUGAAGAGCGAGAGCGUGCUGCUGUGAUCAUUCAGAAACAUUAUCGGGGUCAUCUUGCCAGACGGCGAUAUGGCGAGCUCCAGCUGUACGUUUUUGCGUCUUGUCUUAUCUUUGGACAGCUGUACUAGACACAUGCUGUUAAUAUACCUGUGAGGGACGCUAGAGCUGAUUGGCAUGUGAUGUGACAGAGAAAACGAAGCGAAAUGGAAUGAUCUCGUCAAGCAAAGCCAGGACUUGAAAUACGCUCAGGAGCAGUUGGAAAACAAGAACGACGUCAAGUCAAGAUGGCGGCGUGCAGCCCAAGCAGCCUCACGCCUGGAGACAGGCGACGGCCUCUAUUCCACUCCCGUGCACCUCGCAUCCAACACCACAUCAGUCCAAGGUCACGCUGGCGAGCCAAGCAGGCUGGCCAUGGUCGAAGAAUGUGUCCCGGAAACUCUGGAUGAAAAGGAGAGGCGAGCAAGAAGAGCGACGUUUUGGGGGAGUUUCAGCGUUAUGGGUUUGGGGAAGGAAAGAGACGAUAGAAAAGACCUGCCAUUCCAAAGCAAGGCUUUGGAGCAACAGCAUUGGCUGGAGAUGAUCGACGGCAAGCAUCGAUAUGGCAGUAACAUGAAAUUCUACUUUCGCAAAUGGAAAGAAGCCGAGACUUCAGACAAUUUCUUCAGGUGGCUAGACAAAGGCGAAGGGAAAGAUCUUGAUCUGGAGGAGUUGCCGAGGGAGAGGUUAGAAACGGAGCGUAUAACAUAUCUCACAGCAGAAAAACGCCUCAACUACCUCGUCAAAGUCGACAAGGAUGGUCUAUUACGAUGGGCUCGCAACGGCGAUCUGGUCGACACUGCAGCCGGGCAAUGGCAGGACGCAGGUGAUGGCGGCGGUAUCAUUCCUGCUAAGGACGGCGAUGAGGAGGACGGAGACGAUGUCCCCGUAUUUCGGGACCCGUAUGCUGCUCCAAAGAAACGCCUCCCAAAACCCAAGCGCUCACUUGCAACCUCCUACUCCCAUUCAAACGCUUCCACUUCGUCAUUCUCGUCAGAUUCUUGGUCUGCUCAGUCGUCCGAUCUGGAUGAGAAUGAGGACACGCACUACAUUGGACUGGACAAGGCCAACAGUGGGUCUUGGCUAUCGAGACAUAGGAAGAAGAUGACACCUGGUGGUGUGAGAAAGGAGCUGCUGAGGAAGACUGUGAGAAGGAAUACGUGGAUCUAUGUCAGUGAUAUGAAGAUGAAUAUGUUCAUCGGGAUGAAGAAGAGCGGGACGUUUCAACAUUCUUCUUUCCUCGCUGGAGGCAAGGUUUCGUCUGCUGGUAUCAUCGUGGUAAAGCAUGGAUUGAUCAAGAGUCUAAAUCCCUUGAGUGGGCAUUACAGAAGCUCUAUAGAUAACUUCCGGAGCUUCAUUGCGCAGCUUGAGGGGCUGGGUAUCGACUUGUCUCAUGUCAAGGUUGCAAAGAGCGUAUUGUCGCUUUGGGGCUUGUCGAAAUACUCCAAGGCUACCAAGGCCCAGAAAGACGUUUUCACCCACAUGGCUCGCGCUCUUCAUCUCUCUCACAACCCUACAGAGGAAGAAAAGUCUCAAGCUGUCAAAGAUAACGCCGAGAGGGAAGAUAGGGAGCAUAUGGAGAGGAUGCAAAGGCUGAAGGAGGCGGAAACCCAAGAGGAUGAAAAGAGAAAGCAGAAAGAGGAAGCUGGUGUUGAAGAAGAUGAGGAGACGGAAGAGCAGAGGGAGGAGAGUAUGAGGAGGAUGCGCAAGGAGGUGCUAUAUGGAAGGCAACAGGAGAAUGUCAAGAUUCACCAGGAAAAGAAAGAGGAUACGGAGCAGGAGCUGCGACCGGUAUGAUUGGGUUUCGGCUGUAAAUAUCCCGCAUAGAUUUAAUCCCCCAGUGAUCCUGGGUGCUGUAAUAUUAGAUUUUCUUUGUGUUCAUCCAUGUAUAGGGUAUAGGGGU
Messenger RNA from Cryptococcus amylolentus CBS 6039, 2208 nucleotides. RefSeq lists its product as hypothetical. NCBI's taxonomy places the organism in Eukaryota, Fungi, Basidiomycota, Tremellomycetes, Tremellales, Cryptococcaceae. Gene Ontology annotation, molecular function: protein binding. The transcript is spliced from 10 exons. The coding region runs from base 681 to 2102 and encodes 473 amino acids. The record is from RefSeq and is a predicted model, not a curated record.